Aegilops tauschii subsp. strangulata is the source of this 1859-nucleotide messenger RNA. RefSeq names its product probable cation transporter HKT1;4. Gene Ontology annotation, cellular component: plasma membrane. NCBI's taxonomy places the organism in Eukaryota, Viridiplantae, Streptophyta, Magnoliopsida, Poales, Poaceae. The record is from RefSeq and is a predicted model, not a curated record. Gene Ontology annotation, biological process: transmembrane transport; monoatomic cation transport. Gene Ontology annotation, molecular function: monoatomic cation transmembrane transporter activity.
UCGACUUCCAACCGUACGUUGCACUUACACACCGUGAACUUCUCGUCCUCCCUGUAUAUAUACGUGACGGACGUCUCCACUGUUUUCCGCACCGUGCGUCUAGUCUCACUGUAUAUGUCCGCCGUCGAGAUGGAGGUGUUCUCCGACGGCCAGCUCUUCGUCCUCACCGUGCUCAUGUUCACAGGAGGCGAGGUGUUCGUGUCGCUUGUAGGCCUCGCGUCCAAGUGGUCCAAGCUGAGGAAACAAGGUACUAUAAGCAUAUCACAGCGCGUCGAGAGCCACGACGACGAAGGAGUCGAGCUCGAGACGACGCCACAGGUAGCUAACGCCACCGACACCGACAGCUGGACGAGAAACUCCGACGAGACGAGCAAAAGCCCGAUUGACGCGAAGUGGCUGCGGCGCGAGGCCGUGCGCUCGCUGUCCCUAGUCGUCCUCGCCAUCGUCGUGGCGGCGCACGUACUCGGCGGCGCCGCCAUUGCUGCCUACGUCUACGCGUCUCCGGGCGCGAGGCGGACGCUGCGGAGCAAGGCCCUGGGCGUGUGGACCUUCGCCGUGUUCACGACGGUUUCCACGUUCUCGAACUGCGGGUUCAUGCCGAACAACGAGAACAUGGCGGCGUUCAGGCGGGACACCGGGCUGCAGCUGCUGCUCGUGCCGCUGGCGCUGUCGGGGAACACGCUGUUCCCGACGCUGCUGGCCGUGUGCGUGCGCGCUGCUGCCGAAGCGACGCGGAGGCCGGAGCUGGUGGAGAUGACGGCGAGAAACGGCAGGGAGCUGACGGGGUACUAUCACCUGCUCCCGGCGCGGCGGUGCGCGAUGCUGGCGGCAACGGUGGCCGGGCUCGUCGCCGUGCAGGUGUGCAUGGUGUGCGGCAUGGAGUGGGGUGGCGCGCUGCGGGGUAUGGGCCCAUGGGAGAAGGUGUCCAACGCGCUGUUCGUGGCGGUGAACUCCCGGCACACCGGCGAGUCGACCCUCGACCUCUCCACCCUGGCGCCUGCCAUCCUCGUCCUCUUCGUGCUCAUGAUGUACCUGCCUCCAUACACCACAUGGUUUCCAUUUGAGGAGAGCUCGGGCGUGAAGGACCAUCCCACGGAGGAGACCCAGGGGAGCAGGUUGCUCAAGAGCACGGCUCUGUCACAACUCUCCUACCUCGCCAUCUUCAUCAUCGCCAUCUGCAUCACCGAAAGGGAGAACCUCGAGGAAGACCCCCUCAACUUCAGCUUGCUCAGCAUCGUCGUUGAAGUCGCCAGUGCGUAUGGAAAUGUGGGGUUCUCCAUGGGCUACAGUUGCAGUAGACAGAUCAGCCCGGACCGGCUGUGCACCGACAGGUGGACCGGCUUCGUCGGGAGGUGGAGCGAUUCUGGCAAGCUCAUCCUCAUUCUUGUCAUGCUCUUCGGGAGGCUCAAGAAGUUCGGCAUGAAAGGUGGCAAAGCCUGGAAGCUUGGUUAGAUGCAGCACCAGGUGGCCAUUGCACUGCAGGUGGGUGGUCAUGUUGUUUUGUGAAUGGACUCUUCCCCUUUUUUCAUUUUCUUACCUUCCAUCUUUGUGUACUCAUAUAAGGUGCACAAGGAAACCUUCCACCUGCCAUCCUUGUACAGAUUCACCUGCAAGUUCUGCUAGUAUCACAUAGGUGAAUGAAAAGUUAAAUCAUAAAAAAGAAAAAAAUCAAGCAUGGCUUGGUGGUUUGCUAGUCACUUGUUCCAAAAAGUUGGCAGCCACAGAUCUGGAGCUGCAGAUACACCACAUCCUCGUGUGUACAGGGAGAUUUUCCAGUCAAGUGGUGCUCAGCUCACAUUGGAUGUCCGGAUGUAUCUGAGGCCACAGAUAAUUAUUAAUGGAAAAGAACUAUAUUGCUA